UAUUUUCUGCGUCGUAUGCAUCUUUUGUUCGUCUUUAACAGAGCUCUCUUUUUCUGCAAUCAGGUUUUUUAUUAUCUAGGCGAACUUAACGACUCCUUAUCCUAUGCCCUUGGAGCUGGCCCUCUAUUUGAUGUUUCAGAGGAUUCGGACUAUGUUAAUACCCUACUUGCUAAAGCAAUAGAUGAGUAUGCCAAUUUCAAGACUAAAGCUUCUGAAGGGAAUGACCAAUCUGCAGUGGUGGAUCCUAGAUUGGAGACUAUUGUUGAGAGAAUGCUUGAUAAGUAUGGGAACUUGUGGUUUUAUUGAUACCAAAAUUAGCUG
Molecule: messenger RNA, 321 nt
Organism: Olea europaea var. sylvestris
Lineage: Eukaryota; Viridiplantae; Streptophyta; Magnoliopsida; Lamiales; Oleaceae
Product: 26S proteasome non-ATPase regulatory subunit 1 homolog A-like
Exons: 2
Coding region: 16-306 (96 amino acids)
Biological process (GO): proteasome-mediated ubiquitin-dependent protein catabolic process
Cellular component (GO): proteasome storage granule; nucleus; proteasome regulatory particle, base subcomplex
Source: RefSeq, a predicted model, not a curated record